This is a messenger RNA of Clunio marinus, 288 nucleotides long. NCBI's taxonomy places the organism in Eukaryota, Metazoa, Arthropoda, Insecta, Diptera, Chironomidae. The record is from the annotation of a GenBank genome assembly.
AUGAAUAAUGGUCUUGAUCACGAGAAUAUGAGCGAAGAGGGAGGAAAUGGAAGAGAAUUGGAGCUUGAAGUCAAAAGACCUUCGAUGAGUUUUGUCUUAAAUAACCCUCGAUUCAAGACAAAAACAACAAAAAUCAUGAAGCAUUAUGAAACUAACAAAUUUAAAAAGCGUCUCAAAUCCAACUCAGAUCUGAUGAAAUUUUGGUUGUUCAAGUUUAUUGUCCCAGAAGCAAAACAAAAUAUUGAACUUUUGAUAUUUGAAUGUGACAAAAUGUGGACAAAAAGCUGA